AUGGCGUUUGCUGGGACAAAUGUUAGUUUGUCCCAGCCGGAUAUAAUACAAAAACUGACGGAGCGCAUAGACGACCUGAAGCAAAGAAUCGCUGCUUGGGGAAAGCGGAUUCGAUAUACCGAUAUACGAUAUACCGAGAGGUCGACACAGUUCAACCAGAAUCGUCUCUUCCAAAGUGAUCAGAAGAGGCUCUAUAAAUCAUUGGAGCGACCAAUGGUAAGUGAAACGGACCCAGCACUGAAUCAGGCCGACACGGUCGCAUUCUGGCGCAGCCUGUGGUCAGAGCCCGUAAACCACAACAAGGGCCCUUGGAAAGAAGUUGUGGCGAGUCAGUGUGCAGGUAUUACGGCGGAUGACGUAGCUGAGGCGGUCCGUAGAGCCCCUAACUGGAAAAGUCAGGGGCUUGACGGGCUGCAUCACUACUGGCUGAAGGGGUUCAUGGUGUGUCACGCUGUGCUCGCCCGACAGUUUCAAGAGGCUCUCAACCAGAAGUCGCUCCCGAGCCUCUUCACUACUGUGAUCACUCAUUUGGUUCCUAAAGAUCAGGGUCCUGGACUCAAAUCAGGUGAUGUCGCGCGCUCAAAAUGGAUGUCGGGGCAGCGGUCGUGGAACCAAGGAACCACUCCUCAUUGA
This is a messenger RNA of Parnassius apollo (apollo), 633 nucleotides long. The record is from the annotation of a GenBank genome assembly. NCBI's taxonomy places the organism in Eukaryota, Metazoa, Arthropoda, Insecta, Lepidoptera, Papilionidae.